CCUUCUGCGACUGUCCACUCAGUCUGCCCUGAAGCUGCCUAGCGACCAAGAACUUGGACCAGGUCGCAGCUGACGUCGCUGCCCAGAUGGCCUCCAGGCUGACCCCUCUGACCCUCCUGCUGCUGCUGCUGCUGGCUGGGGAUAGAGCCUUCUCAGAUUCAGAAGCUGCCAGCCAGAGCAUCCAGGACCCAUUGGUCACUCAAGAGGAAAGCGAAGAUAUCGUCCCUGAGAGAGAUGGCCCCUGGAGUUCGAGUAAACAUACAGUACAGUCUACCUGGCCAACGACCAAUGCACCAACCAAAAACACAACUGACACCACCCAGAACACCCAACCGAUGGCACAACUACCCACGGAUUCUCCCAACCAGCCCCCCAUGAAUGCUUCUGGCCAGCCCCCCAUGAAUGCUUCCAGCCAGCCCCCCAUGAAUGCUUCCAGCCAGCCCCCCAUGGAUCUCUCCAGUCAACCAUGUACAACCACGGAUUCUCCUACCCAGGCUCCCACCAAACCCUUCUGCUCAGAGCCACUUGCUCAGUGUUCUGAUUCAGACAUAAAGUCCUCAGAGGCUACACUGGCGGAAGCUUUGACAGAGUUUUCCAUGAAGCUCUACAGCGCGUUCUCAUCCACCAAGAAGGCUGAGACCAACAUGGCCUUCUCCCCAUUCAGCAUCGCCAGCCUCCUGACGCAGGUCCUUCUCGGGGCUGGAGAUAGCACCAAGAGCAACCUGGAGGACAUCCUUUCCUACCCCAAGGACUUCGCCUGUGUCCACCAGGCUCUGAAGGCCUUUUCCUCCAAAGGUGUCACUUCUGUGUCGCAGAUCUUCCACAGCCCAGAUCUACCCAUCAGGGACACCUACGUGAAUGCCUCUCAGACCCUGUAUGGAAGCAGCCCCAGAGUCCUGAGCCUGGACGGUGAUGCUAACUUAGAACUCAUCAACACCUGGGUGGCCGAGAACACCAACCACAAGAUCAGUCAGCUGCUGGACAGCCUGCCCUCUGAUACCCGCCUUGUCCUGCUGAAUGCUGUCUACUUGAGCGCCAAAUGGAAGAAACCAUUUGAGCAAAAAACUCAGAAGUCACCUUUCCUCUACAAAAACUCUGUGAUUAAAGUGCCCAUGAUGAGCAGCAAAAAGUACCCUAUGGCCCACUUCAGUGACCAGACUCUGAAGGCCAGGGUGGGACAGCUGCAGCUCUCUCACAACCUGACAUUUGUCAUCAUGGUGCCUCAGAGCCAGAAGCACAAACUUGAAGACAUGGAGGAGGCUCUCACCCCCACUGUCUUUAAGGCCGUCAUGAAGAAGCUGGAGCUGUCCAGGUACCAGCCCACCUAUCUGGUGAUGCCUCAGGUCAAAGUGAAGAGCAACCAAGAUAUGCUGUCAAUCAUGGAGAAGAUGGAAUUUUUUGACUUCUCUGACGAUCUCAACCUGUGUGGGCUGACCGACGACCCAGAUCUUCAGGUGUCUUCCAUGAAGCACCAGACGGUGCUAGAGCUGACAGAGACGGGCGUGGAGGCCGCUGCGGCCUCAGCCGUCUCUGUGGCCCGAAACUUAAUCAUCUUUGAGGUGCGGCAACCCUUCCUCUUCCUGCUCUGGGACCAGCAACACAAGUUCCCGGUCUUCAUGGGCCGGGUGUACGACCCCAGGGCCUGAGACAGGCAGAAGUCGGGCUGGACUCCAGCCGGGCCACCCGGGCUUCCACUUACCCCGUGAUUGCCUCGCCACUGCCUUCCCAGCCACUUCCAGCCUUAGGAUGGGGCAGAGGGAACUGUUUUCAUCCACAGCCCCCACGGCACCAACAUGCUCUCUAAACACUUUUUGCAGCUUCAUGGGUCGAGUUUACCAGACUCUACAAAUAAAACUUGCAGACAUUU
Alexandromys fortis (reed vole) is the source of this 1867-nucleotide messenger RNA. It is a transcript of the gene Serping1, whose product is annotated as serpin family G member 1. The record is from RefSeq and is a predicted model, not a curated record. Gene Ontology annotation, biological process: negative regulation of endopeptidase activity. Gene Ontology annotation, molecular function: serine-type endopeptidase inhibitor activity. NCBI's taxonomy places the organism in Eukaryota, Metazoa, Chordata, Mammalia, Rodentia, Cricetidae. The transcript is spliced from 8 exons. Bases 87 to 1646 code for a protein of 519 amino acids.